AUGACCAGCAGGAAACCAGCUAUUCCAAACGACUCUCGUAGCUACGACGAGCGUCCUGCGAAACGGGCAAAAGUAGAUGAUGAACGCCAGGAUAGUACACCUUCCGCGGAGCCGUCACACGCCAUGGAAGAUAUUACUGGAGCAGCACUUCUUUCAGAAGAUGAAGACGAAGAUGGGCAGUCGAAAAAUGAACCUAGAGCAUCAGACCUUUACCUUGACACGAUCAAUCGAGCAUUGCUCGACUUUGACUUCGAGAAAGUUUGCUCCGUGUCUAUGUCAAACAUUAACACAUACGGCUGCCUAGUCUGUGGAAAGUACUUUCAAGGACGAGGUCGCAAGUCGUACGCCUAUGCGCACUCCAUUCAUGAUGACCACCAUGUUUUUAUCAACCUUGAGACAACCAAAGUGUAUGUGCUUCCAGAUGGUUAUCUUGUCUCUGACCCAUCUCUCGAAGACAUUUCGUUUGUUCUCAAUCCAUCCUUCACGAAGGCCUCCACAUCCACCCUCUCCUCGCCAUCCCAUCUUCUGAAACCCUCCUACGACCUCUCGUCAAAACCUUAUCUCUCUGGUUAUAUUGGCUUAAACAAUAUUAAGCGAAACGACCACAUGAAUGUUAUCAUACAUUCCCUCCUCCACAUUCCUCCUCUACGAGAUUACCUCCUUCUGUCCUCCUUUCGCGGCAAGGAGUCUGAACUGGUUAAACGAUUCGCCGCUCUCGCUAAGAAGAUAUGGAAUCCCCGGCUAUUCAAAAGUCAGGUUAGCCCUCACGAGUUUCUUCAGGAGGUCAACCGCGCUAGUGCGGGUAAGUUCCGACUCGAGCAACAAGGCGAUCCUGUCGAGUUUCUCGGCUGGUUACUUAACCGACUACACAAAGACAUGGGUGGAACUAAGAAAAAAAAUUCGAGUAUUAUAUUCUCAACGUUUCAAGGAGAACUCCGCGUGGAGACACAGCAGGUCGUUGUCCGCCCAGACUCUACGGGUUCUGAGAAGCCGCAGUUUGAUAUUGAUAGAGACAUCAAGGCUACUGUGUCGCCGUUUCUCUUUCUUGCGGUAGAUCUUCCCCCACCACCUCUUUUCCAAGAUACGAUCGAGAAGAACAUUAUCCCACAAGUUAGCAUUCAUUCUGUGCUGGCCAAGUACGAUGGAGUCACCACGCAGGAGUCCGCUGGCCAGUUACGCAGGUACAAGUGUCAACGCCUCCCACAGUAUAUCAUUUUACACUACAAGCGAUUUACAAAGAACGCCUUUGUCGAAGAGAAAAACCCGACGAUUGUCACGUUCCCACUCAGAGGAGUUGAUUUCCGUGAAUAUCUGGAUGCAGCACCAACGCAUCCGCCAACCGUCUAUGAUCUGAUCGCCAAUGUAACCCACGAAUCAGUUGCCGGAACUACUCGCGACAAGGAAAACACGAUUUGGAAAGUUCAUCUCCGUGCCGCUGGCGGGGGCGGCGAGGGCGAGAAAUGGUUCCAGAUCCAAGACCUCAUCGUUGAAGAAACGCGCAAGGAGAUGAUCUUCCUUGGGGAGACCGUGCUGCAGAUAUGGGAACGACGUGCUGCGAACGCCGAUGUUAACGCGUCAAUGAAAAUGGUUGUCGAUCGACGGUGAUACCGAAGCGUUGGUUAGACAUUAGGCUGAGGAGAUACCGGGGUUUCGACUUACAGUGUAUGGGAGCCCCGCCCCCAAUGAGACCGGAGAUACAAAUACACAUCUUACAUAUCAUGACCAGCGCAUGUUAAUGGAGCUCAGCGAAGCUCACGCGUCACUAAUCGUCCAAGACAACACAUGAAAUUGUAUUGAGCCGUCUACGCCCCUGUUUUGGGCACAAGGUGUUCCGAGUACGGCCGCCGUUCUCCGCGGCGACCAUAAACUGGCACACCUGUCUGGUUGAUCAGAGGGCGCGUGGGCACGCUUUAGGGGCGCAUACCCUGUGCUAGCGCAGUGUAAUGUCACUUUGCCGAAGAAUGCGGUGACGGCGAAGAUGCAGGGGAUUUCCCUGGCACACCGGGUGAUGCUAUUGAUGUGUUCAUCGGAGGAACUGGCUUUCGG
Molecule: messenger RNA, 2046 nt
Organism: Suillus bovinus
Lineage: Eukaryota; Fungi; Basidiomycota; Agaricomycetes; Boletales; Suillaceae
Exons: 9
Coding region: 1-1605 (534 amino acids)
Biological process (GO): protein deubiquitination; spliceosomal complex assembly; mRNA processing
Molecular function (GO): cysteine-type deubiquitinase activity; zinc ion binding
Source: RefSeq, a predicted model, not a curated record